This is a messenger RNA of Mucor mucedo, 586 nucleotides long. RefSeq lists its product as uncharacterized. The transcript has 4 exons. Lineage: Eukaryota; Fungi; Mucoromycota; Mucoromycetes; Mucorales; Mucoraceae. The record is from RefSeq and is a predicted model, not a curated record. Bases 1 to 441 code for a protein of 146 amino acids.
AUGGCCGAUCUACUUAAACUAAAGUAUUGUCAAUUACAAUCAACAAGUCUUGUAUUUAACUCGCUGCUCGUGCACUAUUCAAAACUUGACGGUACGUUGAGGCAGUGCUUUCUUACGCACAACAACUCAUUCGAUCCCCAAAACUCGCAAUUCUUGGUUUUUGUUGAAGUAAUGAAAGAACAUUACGCUGCCGAUAGCGACAAUACUAUACCGAUAAUAAAAAUGAACAACGAAGGUGCAACAACAAGACAUGCUGUGAUCGGCCUCAACGACGUCAAACAUCAAGUAGGUUUGGUCCAGCCAUCCACUGAUUCACUUGAGUAUAAAGUUGUUGCACCAUACAAGAUUUUCAACGGAAACUUCGUGUGCAUUGUGGAAAGUAUUCUAAUUUAUGCAGAUUUUGGUCAUGACUGCCAUGCCUUGGUUUAUGGGGAUCACUGAUAUAUACAUUGCUAGGAACUUAUCCUUGCCCAAGGAUUUUUAAGGAUGCAUCCUAAAUUUCAAAGACAGUCAGCUUAAAGAAAAAAUAUGUUCUCCAUAUACUUUCGUAACCAAAUCUCUAUUUUACAAAAAGAUUCAACAAUAA